AUGGCGGAACCGGCAGGGCCCUUUCAUGUGCUCCGAACCAGGACAGGCCGAUUCCUCUGCUACUGCGGACCCGACGGCACCGUCUAUGUGACCGACGCGAUGGAGGUCUGGGCCGGGGAGCUCGGUGGCUGCCCGGCGCUCGGCUUUCGGUGCCCGCCGGAGGACCUCGGCGCGAUGCUCAGGGCCGCCCUUGGUCACGGGGCUGCCGCGCUGAGCCUGGGCCCGGGCUCGGCCACGCUGCGGCUGCCGGAGGAGCCGCAGUGCCCGGCCCUGGCCCUCGCCCAGCUGCCCGCCGCCGAGGCGCGCAGCCAGCUGCAGGCGCUGGUCUUCGGCAUGGCCGGCUGCAUCGAGAGCAUGGAGAGGCGCCUGGAAGCAGUGGAAACAUUAGCAUCUUCCUGCAGCCCUGAGAAGAAUGCUGCCCGGAGUCAGCAGCUCUUCCUGCCAGACCCCAGCCCCAGGAAGAGUAAGGCUUCUGGCUCAGCUUUGCCAGCCAAAAGGAAGGUACCAGGGGAGUCUCUCAUUAACCCAGGUUUCAAAAGGUCAGUGCUGGGGCUGGAUGCUGCUCGCUGGGCACCCUGCGGGCUCUGCUCCGAAGUUACGGGGCAGCAGGGCUUGGGGCUCGUGACUCUGAUGUUUCCUCCGUCUCCUUCCAGCAAGAAAGCGCCAUCUGGAGUGAAUUUUGAGGACUCCUGAUGGGUGCUGUCCUGUGACUUGAUGACAGCCCUAUGGACCCCUGUGUCUGACCCCUGUGACACGAGGAGGUGUCCCUGUUGUUCCGGACCUGCUGAGCUCCUUGACAACAGAGGCAGCGGUACCUGGCAGCCACCCCUCAGCUUUCCCCUUUGGGGGAACAGUUGGAGCAGAGGGGACACCAGCAUGGUGGGGUUUUCCCCUGCAGCUCUUCCCUGCUGGCAGGGACCAGCUCCCGACUUCACUUACCAUGAACUGGUGGAGUUUGGAUGGAGCUUUGAUACCGUGGAAUGGAAAGAUCACCUGUGCUUUGCUUCUUGCCAGUAAAGGUGUUUUUAGCCA
Molecule: messenger RNA, 1032 nt
Organism: Vidua chalybeata
Lineage: Eukaryota; Metazoa; Chordata; Aves; Passeriformes; Viduidae
Gene: PAXX
Product: PAXX non-homologous end joining factor
Exons: 6
Coding region: 1-693 (230 amino acids)
Biological process (GO): double-strand break repair via nonhomologous end joining
Cellular component (GO): nucleus; site of double-strand break; nonhomologous end joining complex
Molecular function (GO): molecular adaptor activity
Source: RefSeq, a predicted model, not a curated record